Molecule: messenger RNA, 1565 nt
Organism: Xenopus tropicalis (tropical clawed frog)
Lineage: Eukaryota; Metazoa; Chordata; Amphibia; Anura; Pipidae
Gene: cfap263
Product: cilia and flagella associated protein 263
Exons: 11
Coding region: 1-1527 (508 amino acids)
Cellular component (GO): cilium
Source: RefSeq, a predicted model, not a curated record
AUGUGGCACAGCCAAGCCAAGUCUGCGGAGAAACAGGAAAGACCUGGCUUGGUGUGCCACAUUUCAAAACACAAAGCUUCAGACAACUUCCACACUGCCAGAACGCUGCGCCCCGGCCAUGACAAGACUGACGCGCAUGGAGCUGCGUUGUUUCCAUGGCAACAAGGGACGGAGGAACUUGACGUGUUGGCGAUCCGAAUGGUGGAAGUGAUCGCUCGGAUGUUUACCUUAGCAACCAUGGCGGAGACAGACGCAGAAAGCGUGAAGACAGAGUCCCAAGCUGGGGAAGAACCCUUACAAUAUUUAUCCGAGUUAAGCAUCGAGCAACUGGAGAUACUUACCCGGGAUACUAGAGAUGCCGUUUCUAUACUCAAAGCAGAAACAGACAUGCUUGACAAAUUCCAUAGCAGGCUGGACCCUAAAGACCUGGUGCCACCUCCAACUACUGAUGCUGUGCUAUCCACACUGGAUUUCAGCCAGAUGCGCAGCCGACGCAGGUCUAAAUCACGUGGUCAGAUUCCUGAACGUCUUUUGAGUCUAACUGUGGACCAGAAGUGUGAACUUGUGCAGAAGGAAUUGGAGGAGUCAAAGGAAGAAUCUCUGAGAAAUGAGGAGAAUGCUGAAAAGGAUUUGCAAAAUCUCAAGGCCACAGUGGAGGAGGCAGAGUUUCGCAGUACAGAUAUAAAGAAAUCCAAGUAUGAGUUUGAACGAGACAUUGGCAAAGCUGCAAUAAGCAUCAAAAAAAGUGCUGGUGUGUCUCCAGAUAAAGUCAUCCGCUACAUGGAGGAGAAGAUGCGUGCUAGAGACAGCUUAGUGGACAAACUUCGCCUGAAAAAUGCUGCCCUCAAGGUCCAAAAGAAGAAAAUGAAAAUGCAGGUUAAACAGAAGGAGGAGAUGGGGGAGGUGUUACACGAGGUGGAUUUUCAGCAACUGAAGAUUGAAAAUGCGCAAUUCUUAGAGAGAAUUGAUGAAAGAAACCAGGACCUGUUACAGCUAAAACUGACUGCAGGGGACACUCUUCUGGUUCUAAACCUCUUCAAGAAGAAGUUAAAUACUGCAAUGGCUGAGUCAACACAUUUGGAUAAGGAAAUCCAUAUGAGAAAAGAGAUGCUGCAGAGGAUUGAACUGGAGGCCCAACUCGUGGAGCAGGACAGAGAAAAGGCAGAGAGGGUAAACAAGAAACUCAGAAAACAGCUCCAUGAUUACCGUGUGCCUGAUGUUUUGGAAUAUAUUCAGGAAAAAACUGAUCAAGAAGAUCUGGAAAAAAGUAUUAGAAUCUGGGAAAGGAAAGUAGAGAUUGCUGAGUUUAGUUGCACGUCUCUGCACUCUCUCCAGCUCAUUAAUAUCCUUCUGAAGGACUGGAGCCCAAAUCCACACUGCAUGUUCAAGCUCUCCAUGAAAACACAUCGCAGAACUUGGGAAAAACUUAAGGCAUCUUGUCAAAUACAAGUCUGUGGCCAGCAACAAGGGAUGUUAAAAUUGGAUAAAACCCUUUCUAAACCUACCUCCCAACUCACAGAUAUUUGAAACAAAAUAAUCUAAUAAAAUAUGUUAAUUCCUAAACA